UUCCAUCAUCACGCUUCUCUGUCAAUCACAGUCCCGAAAUGUCUCUCAACUAAAACACCGUAUACGACGGAGAACCUUGUUUCGACAGGAAGACAACCGCCACCUCCGUCUCCGUCCUCCGAUAAUACCCUUCAGGGAUGGAUGGGCUUUCCUCGCCGCCUACAUCCCAAAUUCGAACGGAGGCGCUACCGCUUGUCCUCCGCCGCUGCUAAUUUCGCCUCCGCCAUGUCCCCUUCAUCUUCUCUCCUUCCCCGCCUUGUUAUUUUCCUUGCCGCUGUUUGUUUCUCCUGUUUCUUGCUUUACAGGGCAGCUGAUUCCCUCCAAUUCCUCCGGCAUCCCUCCUCUUCCUCUCGUUUCCUCCCCUACAUUUUCCCUUCUCUCUUCGAUGAUUACUCUUCCUCUCCGGCUAACGAGGAAAACAAGCUUCAAAAUAUCCUUAGCAAUGCUGCCAUGAAGGACGGGACUGUUAUUUUGACAACCUUGAAUGAAGCGUGGGCAGCUCCAAGUUCAAUACUUGAUCUUUUCCUUGAAAGCUUCAGGGUUGGAGAUGGAACUCGCAGGCUUUUGAACCACUUGGUUAUCAUUGCCCUGGAUCAAAAGGCAUUUACCCGAUGUCGGCUCUUACAUAACUAUUGCUAUGCUGUAGUCACUGAAGGAGUUGAUUUUCAUCAGGAGGCAUACUUUAUGACCCCUUCCUAUUUGAAGAUGAUGUGGAGGAGAAUUGAUUUCCUGCGUUCUGUUCUCGAAAUGGGUUACAAUUUUGUCUUCACAGAUGCUGAUGUCAUGUGGUUCAGGGAUCCAUUUCCACAGUUUUAUUUGGAUGCAGAUUUCCAGAUUGCCUGUGAUCACUUCUUAGGGAGAUCCGAUGAUUUACAUAAUCGACCAAAUGGGGGUUUUAACUAUGUGAAAUCUAACAAUCGUUCCAUAGAAUUUUACAAAUUCUGGUAUGCUUCACGUGAAGUGUAUCCUGGCCUUCAUGAUCAAGAUGUUCUUAACUAUAUCAAAGCUGAUCCAUUCAUUUUAAGUAUUGGGCUGAAGAUGAGAUUCCUUGAUACUGCUUAUUUUGGUGGGCUUUGUGAACCUAGCAGAAAUUUGAAUCUGGUUUGUACAAUGCAUGCUAAUUGCUGUAUUGGUAUGGACAGCAAGCUUCAUGAUCUUAGAAUCAUGCUUCAGGACUGGAGAAAUUUUAUGUCUCUGCCUCCACCAUUGAAAAGAUUGUCACUAUUGUCCUGGAGAGUCCCACAGAACUGCAGUCUUAGCUCUCUACACAAUUCUGAUUCUCUAGAGAAAAUCAUUGACCGAGGAUCCCUAGCCUGAAGGGCCUUAUACAUGUUAACAUUUAGAAAGUUUUCACUCACAAGCAGAAUAAGAAGUUGAGCUUUUGGUUUUGAUGGGCAUCGGUGAUCUAAUCGGGUCAUGUCCUAUGUUGAUUUUCCUCCCAGCCGAAACCAAUGCCCCAUUCUAUUCCUCUCUCGACAAUGAAAAUGGUUGAUCUUGAGCAAGGGACAAGGAUAGAAGAUUGUGGAUUUUUGUUGACUUGCUACCAUAUAAAUUGGUAUUAAUGGAGAAAAAGUAGAAAAAAUAUAUAGCUAUUGGAGUUCGGGGGACGUGAUGAAAUUGAAACAGUUUUGAUUGUGAUUGCACUUACCGGAUGACUUCUGAAAUAACUGAAAUAGUACAUUGGAUUGAUGCAUGUUGAUAUCAAAGUUGAGCUAAGACUUGUUAAGUUCUUUGUUGAAAUGUGAGAAUUGAGACGGGAGAGAGAUUUCUUGAUAUCAUAGACUGCUUUCAUGGUAAUUUCUAGACUGACCAAUCAUGAACUGUGACA
Messenger RNA from Carica papaya (papaya), 1828 nucleotides. Its product is annotated as Nucleotide-diphospho-sugar transferase family protein. NCBI's taxonomy places the organism in Eukaryota, Viridiplantae, Streptophyta, Magnoliopsida, Brassicales, Caricaceae. The record is from RefSeq and is a predicted model, not a curated record.